Messenger RNA from Diatraea saccharalis (sugarcane borer), 2256 nucleotides. The record is from the annotation of a GenBank genome assembly. Lineage: Eukaryota; Metazoa; Arthropoda; Insecta; Lepidoptera; Crambidae.
AUGUCGGAUCGCCGGUCGCUAGUAUCGAUAGCGUCGGGUAUCUACGAGGAGAUCCCGGAGCUGCCCCCCAGCGAGCUCUACUGCCCCAUGAGUCGGGACGCGCCCACUUCCCGCCCCCGCCCCCUACCGGUAUUGGAGGAGCCCACCUACGAGUCUGUGGUGGAGUGUGUUUAUGCAACAGUGAGACGCGCGCGGCCGCCGCCUCUACCGCCGCGGCACACGUGCGGGUCUCGCGUGGGCUCCUCGUUCAGUUGCAAGUGCGCGAGCGCGGCGGGGGCCGGGCUGGGGGGCAGCGUGGUGGGCGUGGUGGGGGCGGUGGGGGGCGGGGGCGGGGGCGUCACGCGGCACGGCUCGCUGGGGUCGCUGCCGCGCUGCUGCGCGCGCCCGCCGCAGGGCAAGCCGCGCACCUUCAGCGUGUUCAGAAAAAGACUGAAAAGCGACUCACGCGUCGCCUGCUCACCCAAAUCGGACACAUCGAAAGAUAGCAAAGACGUGGAGACAAAAAAGAAAAAGUUCGACUUCACACCGACGCGGGACAUAUUCAAGAGCUUCAAGGUGUCCCGCAAAAUGCGCGGCCUGAAAAUAGGCAAAGGCGAAGCGAAGAGCUGCGAGUUCCUCGACGAGACCUCGCACGUGGACACAACGGCGACCACAGCGCGCUGCUCGAAAUCCGUCGAGUGUUUAGAGGACGAGUUCGACGACUUCGACGCGGAUCUGUCUAUAGAAUUCAACGACGACGCCAUAACCACACUGGCCCUCCCACAGGAGAUCGUGGACUUGAUAAUGCGGGAACAGUUCAAGAUACGCCUCAAAGACACGCCUGAAAGUGAUUAUUUACCGAUGUCCCCUAUCGUUCCGCCACCGCCUAUAGACCAUCAGUAUAUGGUGAUGUCACCUCGAACAAAUAUCGCCUAGUCAAACUUUACCGCCCGUACGAGGUAUGUUAUGUGUGAUAUAUUUAAUUUUAUUUGGUGUUAAAUUAAGUGAUAGAUAUACGUGACAGGGCGAGUGAAUGUGCUCGCAAAUACUGAUUGGUAAUUUGAUCAGCAACACGCUCGGCGUGUAGUCUUUUUAGAAAAUUAAAUACAAUCUGGUUAGUUUGCCAUCUUGAAAGCUAAGAUACAGGAGUUGGAAGUUUUUGUACUUAAAGAAUUUCUUAAUUUUCACAGCUUUUUAAAUGUCAUUCUUCAUUUGUCUUCAGAAAAUUACUCAUUAUUUUUAAUAUUUCCACACUCACUGCUUCCUAGCGUUACCUCGGUUGGCAAAUUUUAUCCUUAAGAAAUGUGGUUAUUUUUCCUAAAUAUAUAUUGUAAAAACAAGAAGAAAAGUCUGACACAAAAGUGUAGUAGUACUUAAAAUGUAUGUCAUCUACUCAAUUUGAUACUUUAUGUAUCAAAUUUGUAUGUCAUCUAUAAGUCAUGUAAACAUAAGUAUCAAAUUGAGUAAUUGAUUAUUCAAUUACAACACUUAACGGCUCGAAUAUUGUUGGAGUGCACCAAUAGGCGGAGUACUGCAAACGCAAUAUUGUGUUAUAUCAGUUUUGAUUAUCAUAAUAUACACUUUUGUAUCAAGUUCGGAAAUGUUAGAAUAAUGUUUCGAACGUAUUUACGGUGUUUAUUAGGUUUGCUCAAUAAAAUAUUUGCGUAGACUCGAAAGUCGAUGCUUGAUUGCCAAUAAAUUGGAAAUUUAAAUUAGAAGUCAUUUACUAUGAACAAAUUUACAAUUUUCAUAUUAGUAGUUUGAUAGAAGCGGACGUAGGUAUUGUUGUUUUUACAAUAUGCAGUUGAGAUUGUAUACACACAAUGUAUGAAGUUCCAAAUUAUACAUUAAUAAAUACAAAAUGGAUAGUGAUUUUACACCGAGGGAGAGAAGUUAUAACAAUGUCACUCAUACCCACUACUGUAACGUCACUUUUUGCAUAAGAAAUGGAAUUAAAAUAUGUAUUUUUGAUAUACUCUGUGUUGAAUGUGAGCGGGUUAUUUGGUAAAAGGCACUGACUUGUGAAAUUUUCACUAUUGUGAAGGAUUACAAUACAAAAAAAAGUAUUGAAAUGUGGUGUUUGUGAAUGUAAGUGUAUGUAACUUAUAAACAUCAAAAUUAAUAUAAAUUGCAAUUCGUUUUGUAAGACUAAUAUUGUGUUUCAGAAUAUUUCACUUGUAGUCUUCAUAAAUUAUAUUAGCACAACUAAAAACCAUCACAGGAUCAUAAGGUGCUUCCUUGAAUGUAUUUCAAAAUAAAAAUACCUUACAUUCGAUC